CGCAGUCGUCGUCAUACGGUGAACAGACUUCGGUGGCGAUAGGCGUACAUAUACGGGUUCGUUUCCUCAAGUGGCUCAGCACUGUGAGGAAAAACCUUUUGCUCUCUCGGUGUGUGGUGAACAGACAUUUUGAAAAGCUUCAUGCGUAGAAAAAUUUAUAUUGUCGAAUAAGGCAAGCAAAUUCAGUUUAGAUAGUGAGAAAACAUUCAAAAAUGGUGAAAACCUGUGCUGAUGGCGAAAAGUGAACAAUUAAUGCAUCGUUUGUGCUCUAUUGGUGGAAAACUUGGAUGCACUAGUUCCAAGCCCAGUAUUGAUUUUUCAUUUUCUCCUGAUGGUAUAAUUUUAUGUUCAAAGCUGAGAAACUUGUCGCAUAUGGCGUUGGUGAAUCAAGGUAAAUGUUGAAGUUUUCUGACUCAAGUGUGCUAAUACUCCAUCGUAUGAAUGAGGACAAACAGUAAAACGUUAAAAGGAGAUAAUUUUAGCAGUGAACGCAAUAUUUGGUGGAGAUAAGAAAAUUGGCAUGUUUCUUCAUUAUCUCGGCUCGACAGAAGUCUGUGUGGUCGUCGUGCAUCGUAAAUGAGCUUUCCCGAAGAUUUAACUUUGUUCAAUCAUACGUCUACCCCCAUGAAAUGCUCUGUUGCUUUGUGGUAGAGGAAAAGUGGAAAUAAACAUUGAGGGUGAAUCGAAUGUGUUGGUGAGUGAUGUUCGCCUCUCAAAAGAGAACAGUGAUGAUGAAUCAAAAACAGCUGUGUAUACAUAAAAUAAACAGUGCAGGUUGGUUGGUGUAGUGUGUUAAGUGGGUGAUAACAGAAAAAUAACACAUCCAUCAGAUCAGUGAAAUACACAACCACACACGCUCAGAGUACAAGUUCUAAUAAUAGUGAGUGAAGAAAAUCAUCUACGUUGAGCCCAGCAGCUCUCGCAUCAAGCAUCUCAGCACUAUAGCGCAUUUCUCCAACCCGUCGACGCGGUGGGAGCUUACUGAAAAAAACACGGUGCAGUGUGUACCCAUAAUACAAAACACACCACCCACCCAGCCAGCACAGAUCUAGAUAAAUUUAAUUCAGCCUACAGCCGCCCGCACCAGCGAAACGCCAAAAUUCGACGGGUAUGCUAUUUAAUGGACACAAGGGGACGCCAAAGUGUCGUCUAUGGCCGAAUCCGUUGGUAAGCAAGUGCUCUCUGCAGUGACGGAGGGGCAUCAUAAUCACCAACAGCAGCAGCAGCAACAUCAUCGGAGUCAUCAACAGUCAACAGCAGCAGCGGCAGGCGCCAGCAGUAGUAGUAAUAGUGGUAGCCGAAGGUCUAAGGUUAGAUCUUCGCAGAAGCAAGCUUACAAGCAGGAAAAACAGUUAGAAUCACGAGGUAAUAUCAGUCAUCGCUCCGACACGGAUACCCGACAGACCAGUGGUAGUAGAAAGCGAAAACACGUGGAAGACGACAGAUCUAAACAGCACUUGAGUCACGUGUUGACGAGGGAACAUAGUACGACGCCAUCUCCGAUAGCUUUUAGAACACGUUCAAGAACCGUAUCGAAGGAAAUACCACUAGGUGGCAACAGAAGUAGAAGUAGUAGUAAUAGUAAGGCACAACAACCACCGGUUGAUUUCCGGAAUAGGUUACAGAAGGUAACACGUCUAAUCCCCGAUUCAUCCGUUCAUGAUAGUACAAAGAACUCGGUCAGAUCGAUAUUAACUACGUCACCUAGUGCGUCGACGCUUUCAUACACGUCGUCACUGCUGUCAACGCUUUCGGCCAGUUCAUCUCUAUCUUCGCUAACGGGAGUGAUUGGCUCCUGUUCAACUCCAUCGACACAAACCAGGCAACAGGAUCAAGUGGACUGUGGUCGCAGCAGUGACAGUAGCAGCCGUGGAGCUAGUAUCAGUUCCGUCGCCUCCUCGUCACGUUCGAUCAAAAAAACCAAGCGCAAGAAGGGUAGCGGCUCGAAACUGUCGAAAAAAGUAGUAGAGCAACUUUUCAAACAGGAGCCAACAUUAGACGAAUACAGGCCUGGUAGAAGUUGCUCACGGAAGAGUAAGUCUACAGGUCAGCAGUCGGUAAAUACGGUGGAAGAGGGACGAAAUUUGCGCUCCCAUCACCACCAGUAUCCGGAAGCGGAAACAAGUGUAGUAGUAACAGCGGCAGUAGUUCCGAAAAAGCGACAGAAAGUGGGGGACCAACAUCCGGACAGUUCGGGCAGCAGCCAUAAAGCCCCGAACCUGGGGGCACGUCUAGCUCGUAGCAGCGGAGGUAGGGAGCCCCAUAAUCACCAUCAGCAACAUCAUUCCGGUAGUCACCUUGGUAGCGCCAGUAGUGGUAGUAGCAGUAGUGGUAGUCACAACAGCACACAGGGGCACCUACCUAGCGGCCUGCUAAGACGCAGUUCUCGUGGCAAAGGUUCUCAUCAAUCCGCAACAACGGGUUCUUGUGUCAGUUCGAACACCGCCAAUCCCAACCAGAGCCAGCAACAGCCACAAUCGUCGCAAUCUUCACGCUCGGGCAGCCAUCGUGGUGGUGGUUCCGGUAACGCUUCGGCCAACAGUCACGGCGGGGCUGGAACUUCUGGUGCAACUGCCAAGGGUUCGUCUUCGAAAAGCGGCUCUUUCUCCUCGGUGGCGGCCAACAAUAACAAUUCUAACCUGUUCGGGUCCGUAGCCGGAGGAAGUGCAACCGGGUACGAUCCAUCCACAGCGGUUCCAGGUCCUUCGAACACAGCAAUGGCCAAUGAUGGCUCGCGCAGCAGCAGCAAUAACAACAACAGCAGCAGUGAUCAUCAGCACCACCAUCAGCAGAGCUCGUCCGGUUCGUCACACCCGUUCAUCAAGCUGCAUAAGACCACCAGUCUUGGAUCAUCCACGGCCAGCUCGUCGGCUCCGAUCGAUGUGAAUAUGAUAAAUGUGGCCAAUGCCGGUGCUUCCGCUGCUGGUAGUACCUCGAAUUCGUCCGGCUUGACAACGACCACCACUGUCGUCCCACACCCGGAUUCCGAGAGUGAUGAUAGCGAAGUUGGCCGACUACAGGCUCUGCUAGAGGCCAGAGGCCUUCCGCCACAUUUGUUCGGUGCUCUGGGUCCGAGAAUGCAUCACUUGCUGCAUCGUACGAUGGGUGCAAAUAGCAGCUCAAAAGCUCAACAGCUGCUACAAGGACUACAGUGUCAGGACGAGAGCCAACAGCUGCAAGCCGCUAUCGAAAUGUGCCAAAUGUUGGUGAUGGGUAACGAAGACACACUGGCCGGAUUUCCGAUCAAACAGGUAGUUCCGGCUUUGAUUACACUGCUGCGCAUGGAACAUAAUUUCGACAUCAUGAACAAUGCGUGUCGUGCGCUUGCGUACAUGCUGGAAGCCUUGCCACGAUCAUCCGGAACAGUGGUUGAUGCAAUCCCAGCUUUUUUGGAAAAACUUCAGGUUAUUCAGUGUAUGGAUGUGGCAGAACAGAGUCUAACAGCUUUGGAAAUACUUUCGCGUCGUCACAACAAAAGUAUUCUGCAGGCCAACGGUGUCUCCGCUUGCCUGACCUAUUUGGAUUUCUUCUCGAUCAAUGCUCAACGUGCAGCACUUGCCAUCACCGCAAAUUGCUGCCUCAAUCUGCACUCGGAGGAGUUUCACUUUGUUAAGGAAUCACUGCCACUUUUGGCAAGGCUGUUGUCGCAACACGACAAGAAAAGCGUUGAAAGUAUAUGUACAGCAUUUUAUCGUCUGGUUGACAGCUUCCAGCAUGAUCCGACGGUUUUACAGGAGAUUGCAAGUAUGGAGCUACUGAAGAAUUGUCAACAAUUAUUGGUGGUCACCCCAUCGGUGUUGAACUCCGGUACAUUCACCAACGUAGUUCGAAUGUUGAGUGUGAUGUGUGCUAAUUGUCCGGAUUUGGCAAUCACACUGCUAAAGAACGAUAUUGCUUCAACACUGCUCUAUUUGUUGACCGGUUCCGCUGAACCCGUUACCGCAGACGUUGAAUUGGUACCACGUAGCCCUUCGGAGCUGUAUGAAAUUACCUGCCUGAUUGGAGAGCUGAUGCCAAGACUUCCGACAGAUGGAAUCUUUGCAGUUGAUUCGCUUUUGGAACGUACCCAAGCUAAUGUGCAGGACGCUGUCCAAUGGCAGUGGAAGGAUGACCGCGGUGUGUGGCGUCCGUAUUCUUCGAUCGAUUCCCGAAUGAUCGAAGCGGCUCAUUUAAAUACCGACGAUGAAAUUAGUUUGAGCACACUGGGACGCACUUACACCAUCGACUUUCACUCAAUGCAACAAAUCAACGAAGACACCGGCACAACUCGGGCUGUUCAGCGUAAAAUUAAUCAUACAUUGUUAUCGCAACAGCAAGGAACGAUGAUUAUAACAGCUGGACCGAUGGCUACCGUUGCUUCCGUCACGUCGAAUGAAACUGGCGAAAGCGGGUCAGUUGCAACAGCUUUGGUGAAUGCCAGCGGGACUGGUUGUGUGAAUCUGGCAACGCGACCCCCGAAUGCCACCCGUGAUGCUCGGAUAGCUUGCCUGAAGGAAGAGCGCGGACUUGCCGCGGAAUUCAUAAAAAAUCUUUUCUCCGUUUUGUACGAAGUUUAUAGUUCUUCAGCAGGACCCUCGGUUAGAUAUAAAUGUCUACGUGCUCUGCUACGGAUGGUCUACUUUGCAAACGGGGAUUUGCUGCGAGAAGUUUUGAAAAAUCAGCUCGUGUCGUCGCAUAUUGCUGGUAUGAUGGCUUCUAACGAUCUCAGAAUUGUGGUUGGAGCGCUGCAGAUGGCAGAAAUUUUGAUGCAGAAGCUUCCCGAAGUGUUCGGGAUGCAUUUUCGGCGGGAAGGUGUUAUGCAUCAGAUUAAUCAGUUAACAGACCCAUCGAUUCCAAUCUGUGCAGCUCCGUCUCCAAAAUCGGGAGCCCAAAGUGCUCCCUCUUCAGCCACGAUUCACCCACACACAACGUUCGACUUUGAUAGUGCCAUUGCCUCAAGUUCAAAGACCAGCUCCCAAGCGAUAGCCAUCGUCGGUGGGGCCGGUUCCCACGUGAAAAACCUUAAUUCUGCAAUGAUGAUGGCUAGCAAGAUGAGCAUGUCGAUGCCAUCGACCAGUUCUACGCUGCUACACUCACCAACAACCGCCAAUCUGCCCGGCACAUCCGGUAGUUUCACUGCGAUUAAUUUGAACGCAUCCACCAAAGCACUUCAUCACAAUCAUCACCACCAUCAACAGCAGCAGAUGACUACUAGCACACUGCAUCUGGAAUCGUUGGCUACUAAUAUGCAGCCCAACAACAUCCCGGGAGCGAUCGCAUCUCCCAACAAUGGAAACAUUCUCCUGAACGCUAUUUACAAUUCAGCUAUUCCAAUCAAUCAACCGCCAACGCACCACCACCAACCGGAGGCUGGAUCCAGCAAACAAACGCACCUUUAUCAAACUCACCAUUUCCCAGAUACCUUUGCAUACAAUGCCGAACAGGGCAUUCUCACAUCUCCACUCUCGGUAGCAUCCGGUGCUGGAGCUACGCUUGUUGCCUCAACGGUAGCAGCCUCCCAUCACGACACUCGAUCUCAUAGUCCAGGCCAGCUGAAGGUUUCCGAUAUUCUGAAGCGUAAAGUUCCACCCAAACGAAAAUCGCAGAGCAGUUCAAAGUCCAAAUCUCGUCAUGAUGAUCCCGGAAGUUCAACCACUGGCACUGCCCAUGCACUGACAAGUGGAUCCACCUUAACGUCAACAUCCACAUCGUCUACAACUUCAUCCGUGAUGCAGGAACUAAUUAACAAGGCUACCACGUUGGGAUCUUCUUCCGGCAGGAACACACCAUCAUCCAGCUCCCGCUCACGAUUUUCCGGUGCUUCGUCAAAGACAACAUCCUUCCUGGCAUCACUGAACCCUGCUCGUUGGGGCCGACAGUCCUCGUCCUCGUCGUCACAUCAUUCCGGAACUACUUUCGGGAAAGACGGGUCCAACGCGUUGGCUAAAAGCCAAUCCAAUUCCAACCUGAUUGCUGCAGGAAAUCGCGAAAAGGCCCGCCAAUGGAUACGCGAGCAGUCAAUCAAUUUCGUGAAUAGAUACUCCACGGAUGGAAUUAGCGCUGCGGGUGGUUCUCAGCAUCCGGCGUGUUCGAUUUUGUCUCGUUUAACAGGAGCCAUUCAGAAGCUGGAAGGUCAUCAAAACGAUUGUCUAGCCGCACUCAAAGAGCUGCGCGACAUUCUGAUACAGAGCGACAUAUCUCCGUUCGAGGUGAAUCACUCAGGAUUGAUCCGUGCAAUGCUAAACUAUAUGGCCAACGACGCGAAUCAACUGGUCGAACGGGCGGUUCGACUGCGGAUGUUUUUGCACGUGUUCGCCAACCUUCCGUUGGAUGCCGGCUAUUACAGCAGCGUUGCUCCGUCGAUCAACAGCGCACCGUUCAGUGCGUUCGUAGCCAAGUUGAAUGGGUGCGUCACGCAGUUGGAGCAAUUUCCGGUUAAGGUGCACGAUUUCCCCGCCGGUGUGGGUGGCAGAUCGAAUACAAGUGCUCUUAAAUUUUUCAACACGCAUCAACUAAAGUGCAAUCUCCAGCGUCAUCCAGAGUGUACGAAUCUACGACAGUGGAAGGGUGGCACCGUGAAAAUAGAUCCCCUUGCUUUGGUUCAGGCAAUCGAGCGCUAUUUGGUUGUUCGUGGUUACGGUGGUAUACGGGUGGAUAGUGAGGAAGAUUCCGAGGAGGAUAUCGACAACAUCGAUGCAGCUGCGAUGAUAUCGAUGGGAGGAUUGAAACACAAACUGCAGUUUCUAAUCGGGGAGCACGUGCUGCCGUAUAACAUGACGGUCUAUCAGGCCAUUCGUCAGUAUUCGCCUUUGGUGAACGAUCAAUCCGAAACGGAUACCGAUACCGAGACACCAAUUGGAAGCGCCAGUAUUUGGGUACAGCAACACACAAUCUUCUACCGUCCGGUGGAAGAAGAUGCAACCGGAACGUCCAAAAGCGGAGCCUCCAGUUCGUCCAGGAAAAACAGCAAAAACUCGCAGUCGAAAAUUAUGCGUAGAAAGCCAGAGUUUUGGAAUGAUGGCGUUGCCCCGGCGCUUGUGUCCUCUCUGACGCCGUUCCUGGCGUCGAAGCUGCCCGAUGUGGUUACCGUGCAGGAUGCUUCCCUCGAUGCACUUUGUAUGCUGCGAAUCAUAAACGCCCUCAAUCGACAUUGGGCUACGUUAUACUUCUCGGUACCGCAGGUCCAUAUCGUUUCCCAGACGGAGUUUAUUCAUUCGAAGAUUGCUGCCAAAGCUAGCCGCCAGCUGCAGGACCCGUUGGUAAUCAUGACUGGCAAUCUGCCCCAGUGGCUGCAGCAGAUUGCAGCUGCCUGUCCAUUCCUGUUCCCAUUCGAAACACGCCAUCUGCUAUUCUACGCAGUCUCGUUCGAUCGUGAUCGGGCGUUACAGCGUCUUCUCGAUACCACACCGGAUCUGAAUUCGGCAGACACCAGCGAGCGGGUCACGCCCCGUUUAGAUCGGCGCAAACGUGCCAUAUCGCGUGAGGAUAUUCUCAAACAGGCAGAAUCGAUCUUCCAGGACUUUGGCCAUUCGAAGGCUCUACUGGAAAUUCAGUACGAGAACGAAGUCGGUACCGGUCUUGGUCCUACGCUGGAGUUUUACGCUCUGGUCUCAACGGAGCUACAACGCUGUGAUCUAGGAUUAUGGAAUGACAGUGACAGCUACAAGAACAACAACCAGCAAUCGAGCUCGAUUGCGGAUAAUAUUGUCAAGUCGUCACUGAAUCAGAUCGACGAUGAUACGACCACGACCAACACUACGACUGCCACGUUUAACAGUAGCGCAACUACGACUACGAAUCGAUCGUCGCUAUCGCCGACGGGAACGCACAAUCAGCAGGAUAGUGAUCACAAUGUCAGUGAUAGCAGUUUCGUGAUUAGCAACGACAACUCAUUGAACAUGCUGAUUGAGCAAUCGGACAAUCUGUUGAUCAACAAUCCCCAGCAAGCUGAGCUGGAGAACAAUCAGACGCCACCUCCACCGAACCAUCAGCACAUGUCACUGCUAUCGCCCACAUCCGCUGGUAGCAGUGCGAGCCUGUCCUAUGUCAAUGCACCCCACGGGUUGUUCCCGAUUCCGCUUAGCAAAACGGCGAAAACUUCGCAGAUCUCACGCUUAAAGUACAAGUUCAAAUUUUUAGGCAAAUUUAUGGCUAAAGCUGUGAUGGAUAGCAGAAUGCUUGAUUUACCGUACUCGAUACCAUUUUACCGGUGGUUGUUGGCAGAGGAGAACUCACUUGGUCUACCCGAUCUCGGCCAGGUUGCACCUGAAGUACAGGGAACUUUGCUACGUCUGAAUGAGAUUGUGAAACUGCGCGACCAGGUUCAAAGUGAUCCCACCCUGGAUGCCAUGGAGAAGACUGAAAAGAUUGAAGCCCUCGACCUGGACGGUUGCCCGAUUGCUGACCUCGGCCUGGACUUUGUUUUACCGGGCCAUCCCAACAUUGAACUGCGUCGUGGUGGUCGAGAUAUGCCUGUCACUAUUCACAAUCUACAUCAGUAUAUUUCGUUGGUAUCGCACUGGUUCCUGCUGGAGGGCGUUUCGCGGCAAUUUGAAGCUCUGAGAGAAGGAUUCGAUUCGGUCUUCCCGGUUAAUCGGCUACGCAUGUUCUACCCGGAGGAACUGGAAAGUGUAUUCUGUGGUUCCGGAUUGAACGCAGCAACUCACAACCGUUGGGAUGUCCGUAUGCUGGUCGAAUGCUGCCGGACGGAUCACGGGUUCACGCAAGACUCGCAAGCCAUUCAGUUCUUCUACGACAUUCUUAGCACCUACAAUAGAGAGGAGCAGCGCUUGUUCCUACAGUUUGUCACUGGUAGUCCACGGCUGCCGACGGGUGGCUUCAAAGCCCUUACCCCAGCGUUGACUAUCGUACGCAAAAAGAUGGACGGUAAUCAGAACCCAGAUGACUAUCUGCCGUCGGUUAUGACCUGUGUAAACUAUCUCAAACUGCCGGAAUACUCUAGUCGGGAGGCAAUGAGGCAGAAGUUGAAAGUGGCGGCUAGCGAGGGUAGCAUGAGUUUCCAUCUAUCCUAGACGCUUCGGUGUGUAGAGUAUACAAUCACGGAUACCACAGAAGAAGAGAAAGAGGAAAAAACGAUGGACAGAAUGGAUUUAAUGCUAGUCGCAAUGCGUGUUUUUCGCUUUCAUUAGUUUUGUUUUUCGAAUGAGUUGAAUAAUGAAUAUGGUGGUUCGAGUUAGGGUCAUCGAGGUUAGCACUUACACAAACAGAAAUGCGCAAUACCGUUCGUUUUAACCAAAUAAAACUAGUGAAGUGAAUUCAUACUGAACGAGAAAGUGUAUAUAUAGGAAAGAGAGGUUAUGUUAUUUUUGAAGUCUGACUGUUCUUUAUUUUUGAAAAGGAUUCCUUCAAUGGAAAACCUUUCGGUUGUUCACGGUUUAUGCAUAACUAUUGCAAAUGUGAAAUUUAGAGCAAAUAAACCUGGCGGGUGAUGUUUAUGAAGAGGAAAAUGAUAAUAAAACGCCAUGUCCCACCGGUAGAGCAGAAAUUCUUAACUUUAUUAGGACAUUUUUCCUUGACUCGAUCAUUAUCAUCAGGCUGUUUAUUUUUUGUUUGUUUAUUUUUAAACUGUAAUGAAUACUUUCUUUUUUAGUUCUAAUUUCAUUUUUUUUCGCUAAGGGAUAGUGUGGCAAUAAGUCUAGCCGCACGACAGUGAGAGAUAGCAAAGAAACGCCACAGUGCAAUGUAUAAAACUAAUAAAGAAAUACUUAUGGUACGCCCCAUAUUUCCCCUCUCCAGUAGCUACAUCAAACAUACUACGCAGGACGGCGAAAGGAAAAGUAACCUAUAAUCACAUACAAACAGAAACAAGUGACAAGUUUAACAAAUGACGUAACUCAAACUUUUCAGUGUACGUUCUAGCUUACCUUCUAGCUACAAUAUUUGUUUGUUUGGAAAAAAAAUAUCAACUAGCUAUAACUAAUCUGGUGAUGUGACAGCGGUGAUCCUUUUUUUCGACAUUCUUACAAAUUAUAGUGGAGUUAUUAAACAAUCCAGUUUAUAACGGGACAUCCUAUAAGAACUACAAAAAUUAUCAGACAUGCUUUCGGACUCGGUAACGCAGUCGCAAAAUCAGUCGACAGAUGACGAUGACUAUUAUGGUCCCGACUCGAUUGUACAUUAUUCGUUCUGGACAUACCACGAACCAAUACAAAACAAGCAAAGCAAAGUAAUACAAAAAAAACAAUAUUUAAUAGAAAUGUAUGGUAAAUAACAAAGGUUUAUAACCAUUUAUUGUAACAAAACAAACGACAAACAAAAACGGUUGGUAGGCAUUACAACUAGCGUGCGUGAGUGCUUUCGUUCGCAAGAUAGGAGUGUGGAGAAAAAUAAUAACCUUUUUUUUUUGAGAUGUGAGGCACAUAAAUCUUAUAGUUUCAAAACUUGUGUGUGAGCAACAGGUUUGCAUGAUAAGUGUGUUAGUAGUGAUUGUGGUCAGAAGUGUUACGAGUACAAUAUUGAUAACGAUAAUGAUAAUAACAAUAAUCAGUAUGAAUUAAUUGAAUAUCUGAA
This is a messenger RNA of Topomyia yanbarensis, 10509 nucleotides long. RefSeq names its product E3 ubiquitin-protein ligase TRIP12 (gene ctrip). The record is from RefSeq and is a predicted model, not a curated record. Gene Ontology annotation, cellular component: nuclear speck. NCBI's taxonomy places the organism in Eukaryota, Metazoa, Arthropoda, Insecta, Diptera, Culicidae. Bases 1152 to 9011 code for a protein of 2619 amino acids. The transcript has 11 exons. Gene Ontology annotation, biological process: protein polyubiquitination; proteasome-mediated ubiquitin-dependent protein catabolic process; regulation of double-strand break repair. Gene Ontology annotation, molecular function: ubiquitin protein ligase activity; zinc ion binding.